This is a messenger RNA of Drosophila grimshawi, 3422 nucleotides long. RefSeq lists its product as uncharacterized. Gene Ontology annotation, molecular function: UDP-glycosyltransferase activity. Lineage: Eukaryota; Metazoa; Arthropoda; Insecta; Diptera; Drosophilidae. The record is from RefSeq and is a predicted model, not a curated record. The coding region runs from base 207 to 3332 and encodes 1041 amino acids. The transcript is spliced from 8 exons.
UUCUUUUUUUGGCUCUCUGCAACGACGACUGAAAUGCGUUCGCCAGUCGCUCAUCGAUAGCUAAGCAAGUAACAAGUGGGUGCUACCGCUUUUGCUGCAUUGUGUGUGGCAUUUAAUUGAACUCCAACUUUGGAUGAACUUAUUAAAUUCCUGCUCGAUUCACAAAAGCAAUUAGAGCCACCUCGUCGCUGCUUUCGGGAAAGAAAAUGUUGCUGCUGCGUUCGCUGCUGCUGCUGCCAGCGUUGCUGCUGGCGCUGUUGCAAGUUCGAGUCGAAGCCGGUCGACCGCUGAAAGUUCUCGGAUUGUUUCCACAUCCCGGUGUCAGUCACUUUCACUUCUUCCAACCACUGAUGCAAGCCUUGGCCGAGGCUGGACAUGAUGUCCACGUUGUCAGUCAUUUUCCGCUGAAAAACCCUACCGUACGCUACAAGGAUUAUCCGCUUACAGGCAUGGAUAAACUAACAAAUAGCGUGGACCUGAAGAUGUUUGACAAUCGCGCUUUCUACACUCUUUAUUUUGAGUUUUUCAUGCUGUACGAGUGGGGCAAGCAGGCUUGCAACUUGACGCUGCGCUCAGAUGCUUUGCAUGAGGUGCUGAGGCGCAGGGCUGGCUACUAUGACGUCAUCAUCGUGGAACAGUUCAACUCGGAUUGUAUGAUGGGCGUCGCACAUCAGCUCCAGGCGCCAGUCAUUGCCCUGAGCAGCUCCGCCAUGAUGCCCUGGUAUUUCGAGAAUAUGGGCGUACCCAUAAUACCCUCAUAUAUACCCUGCUUGUUUUUGGGCCAGUCGCAGGACAUGAACUUUGUCGGUCGCUUCGCCAAUUGGAUCACAUUUCACUCCUUCAACUUGAUGUACAAGAUGUUUUCCAUACCCGCCGCUGAUGCACUGGUGCAGUACAAAUUCGGGCACGAGACACCCUCGGUGGGUAAGCUGGCGAAGAAUACGUCCGUUUUCUUUGUGAAUCAACACUAUGCGCUGAGCGGCCCCAAGCCACUGCCGCCCAACGUUAUUGAGCUGGGUGGGCUGCACAUACAGAAGGCCAAGCCGUUGAGUGACGAACUGCAACGGUUGCUGGACAAUGCCGAGCACGGAGUGAUCGUCAUCAGUUGGGGUUCCAUGAUACGCGCCAAUUCCCUGUCGGCGGACAAGCGGGAUGGCAUCGUGCGCGCCGCUACCCGACUGAGGCAGCAGGUCAUCUGGAAGUGGGAGAACGAGACGCUGCCCAACAAGCCACCCAAUAUGCAUGUCAUGGAGUGGCUGCCACAACGCGAUAUACUCUGUCAUCCCAAUGUGAAGGUGUUCAUGACGCAUGCGGGUCUAAUGGGCUCCACCGAAGCGGCAUAUUGUGGUGUGCCCGUUGUGGCAACGCCCAUGUAUGGCGAUCAGUUCCUCAAUGCGGCCGCGUUGGUGCAACGUCGUAUGGGUGUGCUGCUCCACUACGAGGACAUUAACGAGAAUACCGUUAUGAGGGCAAUAAGGCGUGCCCUGGACCCCAAACAUAUGCAGGCUGCCAAGUUAGUUUCGCACUCCUUCAACCAUCGACCCUUAGAGUCCAUGCGGAAGGCCCUGUGGUGGGUGGAGCAUGUGGCUCAUACCAAUGGCAAUCCCCUGCUGAAGCCCAGUUCAGUGGAGAUGUCACGUUUCGUCUACUACUCACUGGACUGCUACCUCGCCUUGGGUCUCAUUCUGGGCAUUGUUAUUGGCAGUUGGAUUAUUUUAAUCCGUUCCUGCUGUGGCAAAAGACCGGAUCGUAAGACCAAGAAGGAUUAUUUUGCAAUGAGUGAAAAUUGUAUUACGAAAUUGAUUCUGCUGAUUUCACUGUUUUCGGUGAGCAGUGGCCAACUAAAAAUCUUGGGUCUCUUUCCGCAUCCCGCCCCAAGUCAUUUUCAGUUCUUUCAUCCGCUGAUGCGUCAAUUGGCCCAAUCGGGUCACAGUGUCGAUGUUGUCAGUCCCUUUCCGGAUAAGCAAUCCCCAUCCGGCUACAAGGAUUACGUGCUGCCCAGCGUCAGUUUGGGCAAUCAACUCGGUUUGGAUAUGUUCGAGGAAAAUAGUCUGACAUUUCUACAACCUUACAUAGAGUUCUUUAUUCUAAGCGAGUAUGGUAAGGUUGCCUGUCAAAGUACGCUCAACUCCGAUGCACUUGCGCAAGUACUGCAACAUCCUGCUGGUUACUAUGACAUCAUCAUACUGGAGCAAUUCAAUACGGAUUGCAUGAUGGGCGUGGCACAUCAGCUGCAAGCGCCUGUUGUAGCCAUGAGCAGCUGUGCCCUGAUGCCCUGGCACUAUGAGCGCAUGGGUGCCCCCAUAAUACCCUCCUACAUCUCGGCCCUGUUCUUGGGCCAUUCACAGGACAUGAAUUUUGCGGGUCGCCUAAACAAUUGGAUAACCACACAUACGCUUAAUUGGCUCUAUAACUGGUUCAGUGUGCCUGCUGCUGAUGACCUGCUGCGUCAAAGAUUCGGAGCUGGUCUACCAUCCACUGGCGAACUGGUGAAGCGCACCUCGCUAAUGCUGCUAAAUCAGCACUUCUCGCUGAGCGGAUCAAAGCCGCUGCCGCCAAACGUCAUCGAAGUGGGUGGGAUACACAUGAAAAAAGAGCAAGCGCUGAGCGAUGACCUGCAGCAGUUGCUGGACAACGCCUCUGAGCAUGGCGUCAUACUCAUUAGUUGGGGUUCCCUGCUGAAGGCCAUCUCGCUCUCGAGCACCAAGCGGGCAGCAUUGCUCCGUGCAGUUGCUCGUCUGCCCCAGCAGAUCAUCUGGAAGUGGGAGAACGAGACGCUGAAAAAUCAGCCCGCAAAUGUUCACAUCAUGAAGUGGUUGCCACAACGCGAUAUACUCAGUCAUCCCAAUGUUAGGGUCUUUUUCACACACGGCGGAUUGAUGGGACUGACGGAGGCGGUGUCCAGUGGAGUUCCAAUUGUGGGCAUGCCCGUCCUGGGCGAUCAAUUCCUCAAUGUGGCUGCCCUAGUGCAACGUCAGAUGGCAGUGCAGCUCGACUUUCAAAGUUUGAGUGAACAGUCGAUCUUUGAAGCACUUUCCCAGGCGCUGGAUCCGUCAUACAAGCAGAAUGCUGCGAAGAUUGCAGCUGCCUACAAUGAACGCCCCCAACUGCCAUUGGAAACCGCCUUGUGGUGGGUGGAGCAUGUGGCCGAGACUCGAGGUGCUCCUCUGCUGCAAUCCAGUGCAGUGCAUCUAAAUCGCUUUGUCUACUACUCCCUGGACGUCUAUAUGGUAGUCGGUAUCACUCUCCUUGUGAUCACUGCUAGUGUGAUUGGAGUCUGGCGCUUGUGCUGCAAAAAUAAACGCCAACAGCAAAAACACAAGCGGCUUUAGUGUAGAAGAUAAAGAAAAUAAUUGCAUAUAAAUAUGUUUUCCAGUUUAUCAAUAAAUCAGUUUAAGAAAUAUUAUAAAUAACACAAUAUC